Orbicella faveolata is the source of this 457-nucleotide messenger RNA. Its product is annotated as large ribosomal subunit protein uL29-like. Gene Ontology annotation, molecular function: structural constituent of ribosome; mRNA binding. The record is from RefSeq and is a predicted model, not a curated record. Gene Ontology annotation, cellular component: ribosome; cytosolic large ribosomal subunit. Gene Ontology annotation, biological process: translation; maturation of LSU-rRNA from tricistronic rRNA transcript (SSU-rRNA, 5.8S rRNA, LSU-rRNA). Lineage: Eukaryota; Metazoa; Cnidaria; Anthozoa; Scleractinia; Merulinidae.
CAUAGGGUUUUAUUCAUGGUAUCAAUUUGAUUAAUGGCAUUGUAGGUGAAGGUAAAAGCUCACGAGCUUCGUGGGAAGAAGAAGGAAGAACUUCUGAAGCAGCUGGAUGAACUCAAGAAUGAGUUGUCUCAGUUGGAAGUUGCUAAGGUGACUGGUGGUGCUGCUUCUAAACUCUCUAAAAUCAAACUUGUGCGAAAGUCCAUUGCCCGAGUUUUGACUGUUAUUAGCCAGACCCAGCGUGAGAACCUGCGCAAGUUCUACAAGACAAAGAAAUUUAAACCCCUUGACCUUAGGCCAAAGAAGACCCGAGCCAUGAGACGUGCCCUCACCAAGCAUGAGGCUUCCCUUAAGACCAAGAAGCAGCAGAAGAAGCUCACACACUUCUCAUUGAGGAAAUAUGCUGUAAAAGAGUAACUCAAAAAUGUCUGUCAAUAAAUACCUUGUGUAGAUAAACGUU